This is a messenger RNA of Haliotis rubra (blacklip abalone), 1176 nucleotides long. RefSeq names its product polyamine-modulated factor 1-like. NCBI's taxonomy places the organism in Eukaryota, Metazoa, Mollusca, Gastropoda, Lepetellida, Haliotidae. Bases 28 to 654 code for a protein of 208 amino acids. The record is from RefSeq and is a predicted model, not a curated record. Gene Ontology annotation, biological process: chromosome segregation. Gene Ontology annotation, cellular component: MIS12/MIND type complex. The transcript is spliced from 5 exons.
CCAGACGCGGAAGCGCGAAAGUCAAAAAUGGAAGACGGGGAUCCAGAAAUAUGUAGCGAUGGGGCGGAUGCUGCCAGCUGUAUAACAACCGACUCAAGUGAAAACAGACCUGAUCCACUGCCAGAAGGUCGUCACAUGAUUCACUUACGUCAGGCACUGGAGAAGACUGUAAAAAAAUGUCUGUCUUCAGUUAGGUAUUCCUCAUUCAAGGAACAUUUCCAGCCUCUUUAUGAGCACAACUCUAAAGCUCUGAGGGGCAUCCGGGAUCAGAUGGUUCAACAGCUGGAUUCAAACAUCUUUGAUGAAAUCUCAAACAUGUUUGAGGAGGAGAAUAUUCUGCCUCUGAUGAAUGGCCUGGAUGACCUGAAAGAAUACCCAGAAAAAGCAUGGAGACCAAGUGGAGAUCCAAAUGUUGAUGUACGUGCCCAUGUCGUGCCUGGGCACAUAAAGCACCGGGAGCAGCUGGCGGCCAUGUUGAAGGAGCUGGAGUCCAGGAACCGGAUGUUGCAGGAGACAGUCAGGGCACGCCAGGAGAAACUGUAUUCUACACGUGAACAAGUGGAGCAGAUGUGUGGCGUGUGGCAGAAGUCUGAGGAAGCACUAUCUACUGAGACUAUUGAAGCCCUGGAGGAAUUUGUGAGGAUAUAUUCCUGAGAGCAGUGGCCUUGUUUUGAUAUAUCUUCAUCAAUAAGUGAUCAUCACUUCCUGGACCAAGAUGAACUAUUAAAAACAACACAGUUGGGAUGAAUAUCACUAGUGUUAUGUCUAAUCGACUUUUGGUUGAACAUAAUGACAUUUCAUGGUCGGAGUUGCUUCCCUUACUUGCCAGGAUGUUAAUAUAUAUAUAUUUGUUUCGAAACCAUUAAUGGCUUGAAGAAUAAUGAAUAACACUUGACACAUAUUUUAUAAAGUGAUGUGAGUUAUUGGACAAGAUAAGAAGACAAAAUGGUAAUGGGUCAAGUCAUGUUUCUUAAUAAUAUUAGUAAAAUAUAGGCAUUAACCCAGUAUUUAUGAAAUACCUGAUCAGCUAUAUACAAAUAUAACUGACACAGUGCUACAUGUGGUGUCAAGGUCAACUGUUUCUGUGGAGAAUAGGUCUGUUUCAGCUCCGCUCUGUUGGCUCUCAAUGAGGAUGUUUGCUUUUGUGUUUUCAAACAUAAAUACGUCCUAAAUUCC